Messenger RNA from Asparagus officinalis (garden asparagus), 1926 nucleotides. RefSeq lists its product as uncharacterized. Bases 94 to 1668 code for a protein of 524 amino acids. NCBI's taxonomy places the organism in Eukaryota, Viridiplantae, Streptophyta, Magnoliopsida, Asparagales, Asparagaceae. The transcript is spliced from 7 exons. The record is from RefSeq and is a predicted model, not a curated record.
ACUCCAAAGGAGCAUCACGAACAAAGUCAACAAAGGAACAAACUUCAACAAAACCCAAGUUCUCAAAAACUCUCCUCUCUUUCUCAGAAAACAAUGAAGCGCCUCCCUCUCAAAUUCCUCUCAUUCUCCCUCCUCUUCCUCCUCUCCUCCUCCCUCUUCUCCAUCAUCUCUCUAAAACCCCCUUUUCACCCAUCGGACCUCCUCCCUCUCCUGCCCAGAGAGGCCUCGUGGCCGAUCCUCAGAAGCCUCAACAGCGCCGUCGAUCUCCUCCCCACUUUCGUCGGCGCCGCCUCUUCGUCCAACUCGACUCUCGAGUGGAAAGGCGCUUGCUUUUACGAGAACGAGGCCUGGCUCGAGUUUCACAAUAAGAGCGGGUCCCAAUUUGGAGGAGGAACUCUUCACAUCAAGGCUGGUGAAGCUCAUAGUUGGACGUGUAUGGAUCUUUAUGUCUUUGCAACUCCAUUCCGGGUGACAUGGGAUUACUACAUUUUGGGUCGAGAACAUACCCUUGAAAUUGAUGAAUGGGAGGGAAAAGUAGAAUAUGAAUAUGUGAAACAUAAUGGACUAUCAAUCUUCCUUAUGCAAUCAGGGAUGAUGGGGACUCUUCGGGCUUUGUGGGAUGUUUUUCCUUUAUUCACUAAUACUGGAUGGGGCGAGAAUUCAAAUUUGGCUUUCCUUAAGAAGCAUAUGGGGGCUUCAUUUGAGGAAAGGCCAAAGCCAUGGUUCACUAAUGUCACUGUUGAUGACAUUCACUCUGGAGACUUUUUAGCUAUAUCAAAAAUUCGUGGUAGAUGGGGUGGAUUUGAGACCUUAGAAAAGUGGGUAACUGGAGCUUUUGCUGGGCAUACUGCUGUUUGCCUUAAGGAUUCAGAAGGAAAGCUUUGGGUUGGAGAGUCUGGACAUGAAAACGAGAAGGGCGAAGAUGUUGUUGCUGUGCUGCCAUGGGAUGAAUGGUGGGAUUUUGAACUGAGUAAAGAUGACUCAAAUCCUCAUAUUGCAUUGCUUCCUCUACAUCCAGAUCUUCGAGCUAAAUUUAAUUCAACCGCUGCUUGGGAGUAUGCUAGAAGCAUGUCCGGAAAGCCUUAUGGUUAUCAUAAUCUGAUAUUUAGUUGGAUAGAUACUAUAAGUGGAAACUAUCCACCUCCCUUGGAUGCACAUUUGGUUGCUUCUGUAAUGACUAUGUGGAGCAACAUGCAGCCAACCUAUUCCGACAUGUGGAAUGAAGCAUUGAACAAGCGUCUUGGUACCCAGGGCCUUGACCUUCCUAAGAUAAUCGUUGAAUCAGAAAAACGUGGCAUAUCUUUUGACAAACUUCUAACGAUUCCUGAGAAAGAUGAUUGGGUCUAUUCUGAUGGGCAAUCAACUUCUUGUGUUGCUUUCAUUCUUCAAAUGUAUAAGCAUGCAGGGCUCUUCGAUCCAAUUGCUAGCUCUAUUCAAGUGACAGAGUUCACUAUAAAAGAUGCUUAUACUCUCAAAUUCUUCGAGGAUAACCCUAAUAAUCUCCCAGAGUGGUGCAACAAAGACGAUGAUGUGAAACUCCCUUUCUGUCAAAUUAAGGGAAAAUAUAGAAUGGAAUUGCCCGAUUAUAACACAAUGCUCCCUUAUCCCCACAUGAAUGAACAUUGUGCUUCUCUACCUCCUAAUUAUAUCAGAUCGAGGAAUUGCUGAAGUUAUUUUCAAUUUUUCCUGUGUUUCAAGAGCUGCUGCUUCCUGUUUUUUCAAGGUGAAGAUUGUAUAGUUUGUAAAAUAUACUGAUCUAGAGUGAAAGAAUCACGCAUAGGAAUGUAAAGAAAAUUGUGUGGAUUCAGCACUAAUACUCUAGAUAUAAAUUUGAAAGAUGAAUGUCUGUUAAUCCUGAUUUUUACAUGUACGUUUUGAUCUUGGUUUUGCAUGAAAACAAUCCUCCGUACGUAGGUUUUCUUGUGA